This is a messenger RNA of Balaenoptera musculus (blue whale), 3546 nucleotides long. Its product is annotated as phenylalanine--tRNA ligase beta subunit-like. Gene Ontology annotation, molecular function: magnesium ion binding; ATP binding; RNA binding. Gene Ontology annotation, cellular component: phenylalanine-tRNA ligase complex; cytoplasm. Gene Ontology annotation, biological process: phenylalanyl-tRNA aminoacylation. The record is from RefSeq and is a predicted model, not a curated record. Lineage: Eukaryota; Metazoa; Chordata; Mammalia; Artiodactyla; Balaenopteridae.
AAAAAAAAAAAAAAACCUUUUACGUUGUUCUUGGGGUGUAUUGACAGCUGCAGUUUUUCUAAAUUUUAAAAUUGUAGGCCGGACUCGCCAUGCCUACUGUCAGCCUAAAGUGCGAUCUGCUCUUCCGAGCUCUGGGCCGGCCCUACACGGACGGAGAAUUUGAUGAGCUAUGCUUUGAAUUUGGUCUGGAACUCGAUGAAAUUACAUCAGAGAAAGAAAUUUUAAGUAAGGAACAAGGUAAUGAAAAGGCACAGGGGGCCUCUAAUGUUCUCUACAAAAUUGAUGUCCUUGCCAAUAGAUGUGAUCUCCUGUGUCUGUAAGGAUUGGUUCGAGCACUUCAGGUCUUCAAAGAAAGGAUAAAGGCUCCAAUGUAUAAACGGGUAAUGCCUAAUGGAGAAAUCCAGAAAUUGAUCAUCACAGAAGAGACAGCUAAAAUACGCCCGUACGCUGUUGCAGCGGUUCUCCGAAACAUAAAGUUUACUAAAGAUCGAUAUGACAGCUUCGUUGAACUUCAGGAGAAGUUACAUCAGAACAUUUGCAGGAAAAGAGCCUUGGUUGCUAUUGGUACCCGUGACUUGGGCACUUUGUCAGGCCCAUUUACUUAUACUGCGAAGAAACCUUCCGAUAUCAAAUUCAAGCUAAAUAAGACCAAGGAGUAUACAGCCUGUGAACUGAUGAACAUAUACAAGACUGACAACCACCUUAAACAUUAUUCACAUAUAAUUGAAAAUAAACUUCUGUAUCCGGUUAUCUAUGAUACCAAUGGUGUCAUCCUUUCAAUGCCUCCAGCCAUCAAUGGAAAGCAUUCCAAAAUAACAGUAAAUACUAGAAAUGUAUUUAUUGAAUGCACAGGGACUGACUUUACUAAGGCAAAAAUAGUUCUUGAUAUCAUUGUUACCACGUUCAGUGAAUAUUGUGAGAAUCAAUUUACAGUUGAAGCAGCUGAGGUAGUUUUUCCUAAUGGAAAAUUACAUACCUUUCCAGAACUGGCUUAUCGAAAGGAGAUGGUGAGAGCUGAUCUAAUUAACAAAAAAGUUGGGGUCAGAGAAACUCCAGAAAAUCUUACCAAGCUUCUGACCAGGAUGUGUUUAAAGUCAGAAGUCAUAGGCGAUGGGGAUCAGAUUGAGAUCGAAAUCCCUCCGACCAGAGAUGACAUUAUCCACACCUGUGAUAUCAUAGAACAUGCAGCUAUUGCUUAUGGAUAUAACAACAUUCAGAUGACUCUCCGGAAAACAUACACCAUAGAUAAUGAAUUUCCCCUAAAUAAACUCACAGAACUCCUGAGACACGACAUGGCAGCUGCUGGAUUCACUGAGGCACUUACCUUUGCUCUGUGCUCCCAAGAAGAUAUUGCUGAUAAACUGGGUUUGGAUAUCUCUGCAACAAAGGCAGUCCACAUAAGUAAUCCUAAAACAGCUGAAUUUCAGGUGGCACACACAACCCUUCUUCCUGGCCUCCUAAAGACCAUAGCUGUGAAUCGGAAGAUGCCCCUUCUUCUGAAACUGUUUGAAAUCUCUGACAUUGUAAGAAAAGAUUCUAGCAGAGAUGUAGGUGCAAGAAACUACAGUCAUCUAUGUGCUGUUUAUUACAACAAGAAUUCUGGGUUUGAGAUAAUCCAUGGGCUUCUGGACAGAAUCACGCAGCUACUUGAUGUGCCUCCUCGUGAAAAGAAGAGAGGAUACCUGAUCAAAGUAUCAGAAAGCCCUGCAUUCUUCCCCGGGUGAUGUGCUGAGAUCUUUGCCCGGGGUCAGAGCAUGGGGAAGCUGGGCGUCCUUCAUCCUGAUGUUAUCACCAAAUUCGAGCUGACCAUGCCCUGCUCUUGCAGGGAAAUCAACACUGAGCCCUUUUUGUGAAGAUGGGUCUAUGUUGUGUGGUUCUCGCCCCGAGGGUCCCUCUCUCCUCCCAGGUGCCCUUUAGUUGUCCCCACAGUAAGUCAGUCCACUUGUACUUGUGCGUUAAUGUUGAAUAAAAUAGAAAGUAGUGUCUGGCUCCGUGGGUGGUACUGCCAUCCCCGCGUCAGGCCAGCUUGUACUACACACGCACACACACACGCACACACACACACACACAAAAUUGUAGUUAAAGCUCAAUGUGGUGAUUUUGUGUGACGUCCAACUGAACGCCUUUUUAAACCAUGGUCAGAAAAACUUGUGUGAUGGAGAAUCUUUUUUGUGACUUAACGGAAUUCUCGAAGUGUUUUUUCACUCCGCAAAGUUCAAUAGAAUUCCCAGCAGUUUGGAUAUAUUUUACCAUAGUUCUUUAACAGCUAAGCUCUCAGCAGUUAUAUUGACUUGAGUUUCUAUCGUAGUGAAGUUGAAAGUAUUGGCCUUGCGAGGUAGCUGAGGGAUUCCUUUUUUUCUGUAUAGAUCCUUACAAUCAAGCCAGUGAAAACAUUUUCAUUUUGGGGUUGGUAGAUGCAGACUGUUAUGUUUAGAAGGGAUAAACAACAAGGUUCUGCUCUAUAGCACAAGGGACUAUAUACAAACCCUCGGGAUAAACCAUAGUGGAAAACAGUAUUUUAAAGUAAGUAUGUACGUUAUAACUGAGUCACUUUGCUGUACAGAAGAGAUUGGCACAGCAUUGUAAUUCAACUCUAACAAAUUAAAAACAUUUUUCUUCGUGUCAAACUUAGUGCUUGAGGACGUGGAUUCAUGUUAGUUUCAUUGGGCUGGCCAAGAAGUUCAUUCAGGUUUUUCCAUAACAUCUUUACUUUGGUAUUAAAGUAAUGGAGGUCUGCCAAUAAUCACCAAUAAUUGUUCGACUUACAGACCAUGUCUGUAUACUGAGAGUGCAUAGUGGAAUUGACUGGAAUAAUGUAACUGUAAGAAUCACUACCUUUUCAGUUUAGUUCAUUUCCAAUGUCAGUUAUUCUAGAAAACUUAAGUGUCAAGUUCUUGUAUAAAUUACAGUCUGGGGCCCUCCUCCUGAUUUUUUUUUUCACUGACGUGUUCUGGGAGGCCUUUUUUACAUCCAAUCCCUUCUUACGGUACAUGUCCCACAGUUCUUUAGUGGCCACACCAUCAAUUUUCUCUCUAGGGACUCCUUCCUUGAGGAGGGCCAUGAACAUGUCCUUUAUGGAUACUCUUUCAUUCCUUUUGUUUUGUUUCCUAUCCUCUUUCCUCUCAAAAUUCCAUUCUCCUAUAUCACCCACUUGGCAAACUUUAUCAAUUACUUCAUUGAUGGGAACGCCUGUUUCACUUAACAAAAGAGUUAAAAUGACAUGCUUGUAGCUUGGAGGGGCCGUUUUAAAGAUCUUAUUUCUCAUUUGUACUGUUAGAGGCAUGUGUGACAUCUCAUCUGCAUGUCCCACAAAGAUGGCACUUUUCAUGGCCUCCUCCUUCAGUCUCUGAAUGCAAUCUUUUAACGUGUACCAAGGGCAGUCGCUCCCUGGCCAGGUAGAUUCUAAAAGGUAUUUCUUAAGGCACCCUUCAGCCACCAACUCCAGCAAAUUUGAGUCUCCGGGAUUUUGAGUUUUAUCUCUAAAGGCUUGUUGCACAAAAGAAUCAUUGCUGAUAGUGCCAGAUUUCUUUGCAUCCCUGUCAUGGA